AUGCGCCGAUCCCCCGCCGCCCCCCCUGCCCCGCACCGCUCCCGCCGGCAGCUCCGAGGCCGCGGCGGCACCGGGAGCUCGGGCGAAGGCUGCGGACCCCACGGGGGCCGCGCGGCCGCGGGUCGGGCGGGAGGGCGCCGGCGCCCGCCACAAAGCGCCGCGGGGACCGGGCGGGACGGAGGGGGAGGGGGCGCCAGCAGCGCCGUCCCGCACGGCCCGCGGCCUACUGAGAGCCGGGGGCGCCUCGGCUCCGGGGCGCUGCGUGCGGCCCGCGGUCCCCCCGCGAAGGCGCGGCCGCGCCGGUGCCUCCCCGCGCCCCCACCCCCUCACCUGCGGGCAGAGCGGGACGGGAGCGGAGGCGCCGCUUCACCACAGAGCCCGGCGGACGAGAAGCGCCUCACGCAGCGGCGUGCUCUGCCGCCGGCUACAUAUAUCCGGCGCGCAGCCUACCCCGGCGGGCGCGGCCCAGCCAGUCAGAGAGCGGCGCUCGCCCUCAUUCGGAUGCCGGUUGGCUCACAGCCGGGAGGAGGCGGGCGGAGAGCUGAGGGGCAGCUCAGCCAGCCAACCACGCCGCAGCGCUCCGCGGGGCCGUGA
This is a messenger RNA of Vidua macroura (Pin-tailed whydah), 594 nucleotides long. RefSeq lists its product as uncharacterized. The record is from RefSeq and is a predicted model, not a curated record. The transcript is spliced from 2 exons. NCBI's taxonomy places the organism in Eukaryota, Metazoa, Chordata, Aves, Passeriformes, Viduidae. The coding region runs from base 1 to 594 and encodes 197 amino acids.